UAUCCUCGUCAGUAUCUGUGAACCAUGGCGGAGGAAGGACUAGUGGUUUUUAUUCUUCUCUCCUGUAUCCUUCUUAAUCCAUGUCUAGGACAGUUCUUUAACGGGCUUCCGUCCUCUGAAAUUGUCCGGACAGCUUCUAUCAUCAAGAAUCAAGAUCCUCGCUCUCAGAGUAUGGAUGAUGUAAUUGAGUCUGCACUAGCCAGGAUUAAAAACGUUAACGAUGCCACAGCUGGUUCUCCUAGAGGUAGUGGAGUCAAAGUUAAUCCUGUGCUUCAAUCAAGUUCGGAGAACAGACCAUCCUUUCUUCGAACCAACCCGGAGCAGAGUUUAGAUUCUCAGUUCUCAACCCAAGGUUCUGCUAGAACCUUUAACCCCCAGGAGAAUCCAUUAGCCCAGAGAACUAGACCUAGGGUACAACAGUUGCUAGAGGAAACUAAGCUGACAGGAAAUGAAAAUAAGCAAUUAUCUCAUGAUUUCCUGCCUUCCUGUCCGGAUGCAACCUUUUCCUACAUCAUUCCUUCCCCUACUCAAUGUGAUCUUUAUUAUCAGUGCGAGUUCGGCACACCUUCUAGAAAAUUAUGCGAGGAUGGGCAAGUAUUCUCUAUAACUGAUGUGAAAUGUGUUUCUAGUAAUCUUGCAGAUUGUGAGGAUCGACCUCUGCUCCAAGAACCUAAAGGAACAGGGCCAUGUGAAAGGAGGAAUGGGAUUUUCUACACGAACCAAACCUGUACAGAGUUUGUUACCUGCAGAGACAAUAAUCCGUUUUUUGAGCGGUGUGCUCCCGGAUUAGUGUUUGAUCCUGUUCAGAAAAUAUGCGCUUGGGCAGACGAAGCACUUCGUCCUGGAUGCUUGCCUGAAGAUCUUCUUGGAUUCCGUUGUCCCAACCCUAAACUGACCCAGGAGCAAGCUUUGUUAGCUAGGGUUCAUCUUAGGUUCGGAGAUCAUGACAGGUUCUCUGAUCCAAAGGAUUGUAGAUAUUUCUUCAUGUGUCUCAGAACAGGACAACCUAGAAGAGCGGGAUGCCCCCAAGGCAAGGUAUUUGAAGAGUUAAGUGGGUCAUGCAAGCUCGCCAAGGAUGUUCCAGAAUGUUCUAAUUAUUAUGGUGCAAAUGUGCAAAGUUCCGAGGCUAGUAGAGCUCAAGCUACCAAGCUUCAGAACAUAGAAGACGACAUUCAGAAACAGUUCAAUGACGAAAGAUUAAGGUUGAGACAAUUGAGAGUUAAAAGAUGGAUAAUGGAAGAAGAGGCUUCACCAGAGUAAGAGAUGAUUCAGUGAUAUGUUGGUGGAUAUUAUAUUUAAGAUUUCUGUGAUAUAAUUAUUUUUUAAUUUCAAAACAAAAUAAAGGUUUUAUAUGCUCGA
Molecule: messenger RNA, 1359 nt
Organism: Eurytemora carolleeae
Lineage: Eukaryota; Metazoa; Arthropoda; Copepoda; Calanoida; Temoridae
Exons: 11
Coding region: 25-1260 (411 amino acids)
Cellular component (GO): extracellular region
Molecular function (GO): chitin binding
Source: RefSeq, a predicted model, not a curated record